Molecule: messenger RNA, 596 nt
Organism: Staurois parvus
Lineage: Eukaryota; Metazoa; Chordata; Amphibia; Anura; Ranidae
Source: the annotation of a GenBank genome assembly
CCCAAUCAUGUGAUUCAGGUGUCCCAAUCCCCUCCAUAUCAUGUGAUUCAGGUGUUCCAAUCCCCUCCUAAUCAUGUGAUUCAGGUGUUCCAAUCCCCUCCUAAUCAUGUGAUUCAGGUGUUCCAAUCCCCUCCAUAUCAUGUGAUUCAGGUGUUCCAAUCCCCUUCAUAUCAUGUGAUUCAGGUGUUGCAAUCCACUCCAUAUCAUGUGAUUCAGGUGUUCCAAUCCCCUCCAUAUCAUGUGAUUCAGGUGUUCCAAUCCCCUCCAUAUCAUGUGAUUCAGGUGUUCCAAUCCCCUCCAUAUCAUGUGAUUCAGGUGUUCCAAUCCCCUCCAUAUCAUGUGAUUCAGGUGUUCCAAUCCCCUCCCAAUCAUGUGAUUCAGGUGUUCCAAUCCCCUCCAUAUCAUGUGAUUCAGGUGUUCCAAUCCCCUCCAUAUCAUGUGAUUCAGGUGUUCCAAUCCCCUCCAUAUCAUGUGAUUCAGGUGUUCCAAUCCCCUCCCAAUCAUAGUCAAUAGCUAAAGACCUCCAAACUUGGUGUGGCCUUCAGAUGAGCCCAACAACAGUGCGUAGAGAGCUUCAUGGAAUGGGUUUCCAUGGC